Molecule: messenger RNA, 797 nt
Organism: Gossypium raimondii (Peruvian cotton)
Lineage: Eukaryota; Viridiplantae; Streptophyta; Magnoliopsida; Malvales; Malvaceae
Product: protein Iojap-related, mitochondrial
Exons: 4
Coding region: 98-667 (189 amino acids)
Biological process (GO): negative regulation of translation; negative regulation of ribosome biogenesis
Molecular function (GO): ribosomal large subunit binding
Source: RefSeq, a predicted model, not a curated record
UUUUAUUUAGUGAACUGCUGUGAGGAACUGGGGAUUUUCUUUUAGCUCGAGGAAGUGGCGAUUUUCAGUAGAAAAAAGCUUGAGGAGUUGAAAUCUGAUGUGGGCGACUUUAAGAUCCCGAUAUCUGCAUCUAUCUGCAACAACGUUGCCUUCCUCCUCUCUCGCAAAUGGCUCGUGGAAGCUGGGGUUUUCAGGUUUAAAUCAGACGUUCUCUUCAUCCGCUGUGGAGAGAAUAAGCAAUGAGUUGCUGAGCCUGCAAGAGGUGGAGAAGGUUCUAAGCGACGUGAGAGCAGACGACGUGGCGGUGGUUCCGGUUGGUAACCAAUGCGAUUGGGCAGAUUUCAUGGUGAUUGCCACCGGUAGGUCCCCGUGGCACGUCAAGAACAUCGCCCAAGCCCUAAUUUACAAGGUUAAGCAGAAGCAAAAAGGAGCUAAGAGGAUGGUAUUACCCAGCGUGCAAGGGCAAGAGACGGGAAAAUGGAUUGUUGUUGACUCUGGCCGAGUGAUAGUUCAUGCUCUCGAUGAGAAGGCAAGAGCUUAUUACAAUUUGGAAAAUCUUUGGAUUGCAAAGUCAGCCCAGAAGGAACCAGUUGAGGAGUUGACAAAAGCUUUUGUAAAGGUUCGGCGUAUUAAUAAUUCCAAAAAGCCAGCCCAGGGAAGUGAUUAAUCGACAGAGUUCCUUUGUUUCAUGGGUUUAUCACUUGGAUUUUGCAGUUGUAGUUUGUUAGUACAUGAGAAGGUUCUUUGCUUGUUGUACUGGAAACUAUAUAAUGAUAUAUGAUCACUAGUUCUUUUCA